Molecule: messenger RNA, 1101 nt
Organism: Dioszegia hungarica
Lineage: Eukaryota; Fungi; Basidiomycota; Tremellomycetes; Tremellales; Bulleribasidiaceae
Product: putative mitochondrial genome maintenance protein
Exons: 5
Coding region: 1-1101 (366 amino acids)
Biological process (GO): interstrand cross-link repair; recombinational repair
Cellular component (GO): mitochondrial nucleoid; mitochondrial chromosome
Molecular function (GO): single-stranded DNA binding
Source: RefSeq, a predicted model, not a curated record
AUGCGUUCCGCUACGUUCAAACGAGCGGUCUCGAUCCCCCACCUCCCUGCCCCCCGGACACUGAGCACCUCCCUACCCCGCUUCGCUGCUGCUGCUGCUGCUGCCGCUGCUCCCGCCGCCGCCGCUGCGCCAAAAGGGGCCGCAGUCCCCGCCCGGCCGUACACCCGCAAAGUACCCACCGCCGCCCCUUCCCUUCGGCCUGUCCGGGCAUCCGCCGCUGCCCCAUCUCGGGCCGCAACAACUCGCGCUCCUGCUCCUGCUCCUAUGGCCGCCGCACCUGCACCAGUAGUAGACGCAUCCUUCGAUCUCUUCGAUGGGGUAGAAGAUGACUAUUCUCUUCCGGACGUGUCGGCCGGUAUAGAUGACUAUGCAGCCCUCGCCCCUCCCCCUUCUUCCCCUGCCGUCGUACGCCGUGCCCGUACAUCUGCACCAGCACCAGCACCAUCAGCGGAACAGCCUACUCCGUCCCCUCCACUCUCCGCCCUCCCCGUCGGUCCCUCCACACUCCCGAUCGUAGCAUCUCGACAGCCGGACAUUAUGGGCGAAGCGCCCGCAGGUGGGAUCAUGGGCGAAGGGGAGCAAGAUUGGAGUACGAGCUAUGCGGGGCUGGGGCAACGGCCGUUCCCUAAAGAAGUGGGGGACGCGCUGUUGAAGGGGUUGGAUCCGAAGGAUGUGGAGGUGAAGCCUGAUGGGCUGCUAUACCUUCCUGAGAUCAAGUAUAGGCGGACAUUGAACAUGGCGUUUGGGCCAGGCGGAUGGGGUUUGGCGCCGAGAGGAGAAACGAAUGUCGGUCCGAGGAUCGUCAGCAGGGAAUGGGGAUUGAUUGCGCUGGGACGACUCGUCUCUGUUGCCCGAGGCGAACAAGAGUACUUUGAUCCUUCAGGCAUCCCGACCGCUACCGAGGCGUGCAAGAGUAACGCUCUGAUGCGGUGCUGCAAAGACUUGGGGAUUGCGAGCGAAUUAUGGGACCCCAGAUUCAUUCGCGAGUUCAAGGCCAAGUACUGCGUCGAGGUGUUCACGGAGCAUAUGGUCAAUAGGCGGAAGAAGAAGAUGUGGAGGAAGAAGGACGCAAAGUUCGACUAUCCGUACAAGGAGGGAUAG